This is a messenger RNA of Pseudogymnoascus verrucosus, 1080 nucleotides long. RefSeq lists its product as uncharacterized. The transcript has a single exon. The record is from RefSeq and is a predicted model, not a curated record. Lineage: Eukaryota; Fungi; Ascomycota; Leotiomycetes; Thelebolales; Thelebolaceae. The coding region runs from base 1 to 1080 and encodes 359 amino acids.
AUGUCCGACCUCCCCGAAGUCUACCAACCCCUCCCCCAAUCCUCCCCUCACGCCGGGCACACCGGCCCCCACUACGGGGGUCCACGCCCCGAGUCCGAGGGACUACAAGUCCACAGCGCAUACGUCGAGAAUUACAACAAAGCGCCCUACUCCGAUAACCCAGCGCUGGGACCACAACUGCCGUAUCAGCCGUCGUAUCAACAGCAGCCAUACCAGCAGCAGCUGCCGCAGGGACAGCAGGGGCAGUAUAUCAACCCCCCCCCAGGCGGGCAGUAUGCAGAGAAUCAGCCGGGGGGGUUCAUGCAGGCUGCGCCGUAUGCGAUGCAGCCUGAUGAGAAGGGGAGGAAGAAGCGGAUCUGUGGGUUAUCGGUGGUGGUAUUCUGGUGUCUGGUAGUUGCUGCGUUGUUAAUUGUCAUUGGGGCCGUGGUGGGUGGUGUGGUGGGGAGUCAGAAGUCGAAGGAUUCGCAUGGUGCUGGUGCAUCUGCUGGUGGUGAUACUGCUGGGUCGUCGUCGUCGGCGGCGGCGGGUGUGACGACGACGCCGACUGCGACGACGACGGAUCCUACUUCGACGGACGCGACGGCUACGACUGCCAGUGCUACGGCGACGGCAAGGUUCGACGAGGGCACGUUUUACCGCUUAUCGAAUCAGUAUCUCAAGCGCGAAUACUCCCUCGACAUCCAAAAGGACAACGGCACCUUCUCGCGCAAGCUCAACAUGUCCCUCACAGCCGACAGCGACGGACAGUACUGGCAGAUCAAAAAAGUGCCCGACGCGGACGAGCGGUACUGGUUCGCCUGCCUGUACCUCGGGAAGGGUAUUCGCCUGUUUCUGGAUCCGUCGGAUCGGAUUAAUCCGUUGAUGGAGGAGGCGGAUGAUACGGUGACGGGGCAGCAGUGGAAUGUGAGGAGUGAGCUGGAUGGGACGUGGAGGAUUAGUAAUGCGUUGGGGAGUGCGGGGGCGCAGUUGAGUACGUAUAGUGAUACACAUGGGUUGUUUAUGGAUAUGGAGGAUGAUACGGGGACGGAGUGGAGUAUUGCGGAGGCGAGGAAGAUUGUGGCUGGGGAUGGGUUUUUGUAG